CCACCGACCCACCCCGCACACAAAAGCAGCGUAAUUAACCGUCUUAAGGAAGCCGAGCCCCUGACAGCUGCAAGCUGGAAAGAAGAAAAUACCUUAGAGACACAAGCUGCGACGUGACAGGGGACGCAGCUGCCGCGGAGCGAGGGGACGCCGACAGCUAGCUGCAAACCGCUCCCCACCCUUAGACAAAAGCGCCCCUCUGCGCCGGCCACGUUGCUCUGGGUGACCUUGCUUGGAUGCAGAGUCCACCCUUGCGCGCAUCUUCCUCUGUUACUCUGAAGGCCCAGGAACCCGCUGGGAAGACCAGGGAUGCCGGGCUGCUGCCGCGCAGGGCUCGCCUUUGUCUGCGCGUAAUCAGGAGAGGCCGCGGCGGUAACCAGCACUCACCGCGGAGAAAUCAUCCUUGCUUCAAGGCUGGUACCUCUUCCCGGAUCCCAUGGGAACAACAGAAGCCACACUCCGGAUGGAAAACGUGGAUGUGAAGGAUGAAUGGCAGGAUGAAGAUCUUCCCAGGCCGUUACGGGAAGAGACUGGGACGGACUCACUUGGCAGUCCAGCGGAAGACGCGUCCUCCCCUCCCAACACGUUGAACUUCAAUGGAGCCCACCGUAAGCGAAAGACACUGGUCGCUCCAGAGAUCAACAUUUCCCUGGAUCAGAGUGAGGGCUCCCUGCUGUCAGACGACUUCUUGGACACCCCUGAUGACCUGGACAUCAAUGUGGAUGACAUCGAGACCCCCGAUGAGACCGACUCGCUGGAGUUCCUGGGAAAUGGCAAUGAGCUGGAGUGGGAAGAUGACACCCCUGUGGCCGCUGCCAAGAACAUGCCCGGGGACAGCGCAGACCUGUUUGGGGACGGCGCGGCUGAGGACGGCAGCGCUGCCAACGGGCGCCUGUGGCGGACAGUGAUCAUCGGAGAACAAGAACACCGGAUUGACCUGCACAUGAUCCGGCCCUACAUGAGGGUGGUGACCCACGGAGGGUACUAUGGCGAAGGUCUCAAUGCCAUCAUCGUUUUUGCUGCCUGCUUCCUCCCAGACAGCAGCUCUCCCGACUACCACUACAUCAUGGAGCACCUCUUCCUGUAUGUCAUCAGCAGUCUAGAACUCCUGGUGGCAGAGGAUUACAUGAUCGUGUACCUGAACGGCGCCACCCCCCGGCGGAGGAUGCCGGGCAUCAGCUGGCUGAAGAAGUGUUACCAGAUGAUCGAUAGAAGAUUGCGGAAAAACCUGAAGUCCCUGAUCAUCGUCCACCCGUCCUGGUUCAUUCGCACCGUGCUGGCCAUCUCCCGCCCCUUCAUCAGCGUCAAAUUCAUCAACAAGAUCCAGUACGUGCACAGCUUGGAAGACCUGGAGCAGCUCAUCCCCAUGGAACAUGUGCAGAUCCCAGACUGCGUGCUACAGUAAGUGUCCCCAUGCCCACUGAGUGCCCCCCACCU
Molecule: messenger RNA, 1437 nt
Organism: Pteronotus mesoamericanus
Lineage: Eukaryota; Metazoa; Chordata; Mammalia; Chiroptera; Mormoopidae
Gene: ATCAY
Product: ATCAY kinesin light chain interacting caytaxin
Exons: 9
Coding region: 437-1405 (322 amino acids)
Biological process (GO): apoptotic process
Cellular component (GO): cytoplasm
Source: RefSeq, a predicted model, not a curated record